This is a messenger RNA of Rubroshorea leprosula, 1495 nucleotides long. The record is from the annotation of a GenBank genome assembly. Lineage: Eukaryota; Viridiplantae; Streptophyta; Magnoliopsida; Malvales; Dipterocarpaceae.
ACUUGACAUGGCAUUUGAAAUGUUGUGGUGAUACAGAUGAGGCGCAUGUGCAAACUUAAGAGUACCAUAGGGAAUAAAAAUCAUGUCGAGGCAUCAAUUGUUGAGGCAUCAAUUGUUGAGGCAUUUAUAUUAUACGAGAUAUCCCACUUCUGCUCUCGUUAUUUUGGGGAUGAUGUUGAGACAAGCUGGAAUCAGCAUCCAAGGAACUAUGGUGGCAUUGGAACCAACGUCCCAAACCAAGGAAUACGUGUCAAUGUUGAACAUGGAAUUGUUGAUGUCAAUCCAAGGUUUAAACUUUCAAUGACGGAGCCAUUUUGCCUUGCUGGUCAAGCACAACAAGUUUAUUAUACUCCAUAUUCGGCAACCACAGAUAGAACUACCCGGGGAUGGUUGGCAGCAUGCAAAAUCAAAUCUAGACAUCUAAUUGAGACCUCAUCUACCUCAUCUUCAGGAGAGGUUGAUGAUAUUUUUCAAGAUGAUGACCCCUCCAUAAUGCAAGGUUCUUCAUUUGCUAUAGAUUUAACUGCAUACCAAUCACUUCAACUAUGUGCAGAAGGUGUUACAGAGUUGAGGUUGAUGCUACAUCUAAAGAAGAGGAGGACUAUGGAGAAGAAAAAGAUUCAGAAUCCUCAGGAAAUAGUGAUAAUGUUGAGGAUGAUGAUGAUAACACUUUACCAAUGGGAUCCUACAGAUAAUCGCCAUGUGCGAGAUGCAUUCCUAAAUUGUAUGAAACAUAGAUGGAGUGACAAUAUCAGGGAUGAGAAGUUGAAAUGGGACAAGAACUCAACCUAUGUCCCAUGUUGGAUCCCAACUCAUAUAUGGCCUCAGCUGCUGACAUAUUGGGACUCUAAUGAAUAUAAGAGGCUCAGUGCAACGGGAGCAGAGAAUAGGAGCUCUGAGGAAAGGGUGACUCACACCAUUGGGUCCAUUAGCUUUGGCAUCCAUGAGAUGCGGAUGGAGAAAUUCAAGGAGACGCACACCUUCAGAAAAAAGGCGGGAAAGGAUCAAGAGCCACCGUGGAUCAAUGAAAAACCAAAGUAUCGAUAUGUAAAGUGCACAGAGAGUCAUGGCUCUGAUGCUAGUUCAUGGCCAUGCAUGGAUAACGAGGCAUGGGUUAAGGCUAUUGGAGGUUGCUCAUCUAAGGUCAUGCUAGGGAUUGGCUCCCAAGUAAAUCCAAAGAUGGUUGGUUUUACUUACAAGAAGAGACAGCCCCAAGAAAACUUAAUAGCAGCACUGAUGGCGUCUAACUAUGAGGAGAUACAGGCAAAAGAUCAUGAGGAGUUAGAAAGACAACGCCAACAAAUUGCUUUGAUGCAACAGCAGCUAGCCAAUAUGACAAAAGCUUAGAACAAUAUGAGCCAGACAAUCGCACAGUCUGUUGUAGUAGCUCUAGCCACUCAUGGCAUCUCCCUUUAAGCAAGUCAUCAUCCAGUUGCCCCACCACAACCAUCACAGGGUCCUGGCUCAGGUCUUCACAUAAAUUCAGCUUUCACCU